Phytophthora sojae is the source of this 426-nucleotide messenger RNA. RefSeq lists its product as hypothetical. The record is from RefSeq and is a predicted model, not a curated record. NCBI's taxonomy places the organism in Eukaryota, Oomycota, Peronosporomycetes, Peronosporales, Peronosporaceae. The coding region runs from base 1 to 426 and encodes 141 amino acids. The transcript has 2 exons.
AUGCAUCUACCUCUGUCACGUGAUGAAUGGGAUUACGUUGCAUCUCUCCAUAACGCUGCUUACGUGGGCGACGAUAGGACCACCGACUCGCUCAAGCGGAAGUUCGCCAAACUGCACCGCAAGCGCAUCCCGACGGACGACCUGAGCAUUCCUGCGAACGUCUUGCAGGCGAAGCGCGUUCGCCUGGAGAUGACUCGUCGAGCAGAUUUGGGCGACGGGGAAGAUGCUGCGACAGAGGCAGCAAUAGAUUUAGUAGCCACAACCCCUACUCCACCGAGCGGUAGCGCGUACGUUGGGAGGAAUGCCACGAAGAACGCGCUCACCGAGAAGAAGGACGAGCGCGACGUGAGGAAGACCGAGAAGCGGAGCGUCGUCAGCGUCAAGAAGAUCGAGAAGAGGACCGCCGACGCCACCAAGAACUACUGA